Molecule: messenger RNA, 936 nt
Organism: Striga asiatica
Lineage: Eukaryota; Viridiplantae; Streptophyta; Magnoliopsida; Lamiales; Orobanchaceae
Source: the annotation of a GenBank genome assembly
AUGACAUCAAAACAUAACUUCAUCAUAUUCCCGCUCCUCUUCCUCCCCUUCUUCUUCCUCCUUGCUCUGGCUGGCAACAAUAACCAGAGCAAAGGCGGCAUCGCCAUCUACUGGGGUCAGAACGGCAACGAAGCCGCCCUGAACGAGACCUGCGCCACCCAAAGGUUCGCCUACGUCAACAUAGCCUUUCUCUACUUGUUCGGCUCCGGCCAGAAGCCCAAGCUCAACCUCGCCGGCCACUGCAACCCCUCAUCCAACGGAACCUGCAAAUUCCUCACAGAUCACAUCAACUUCUGCCAGUCGCUCGGCGUUAAGGUCCUUCUCUCCAUCGGCGGUGGCACCGACACCUACAACCUCACAUCACUUGCCGAUGCUCGGAGCCUUUCUCAAUACCUAUGGAAAACCUUUCUCGGCGGCCGGCCGGCGGCAGCCGCCAGCCGGCCGCUUGGCCCAGCCGUCCUCGACGGCGUCGAUCUCGACAUCGAGCACGGAUUGGCCACUUACUACGGAAAGCUCGUCGAUUUCCUCCGAAAGUACAACGAGACGAUUAUCGUGUCGGCAGCGCCGCAGUGCCCGUUCCCGGACAGGAAUAUCGGGCCCGCGUUCGAGGGGAAAAGACGGUUCGACUACUUGUGGGUGCAGUUCUACAACAAUCCUCCGUGCCAGUUCAACUCUGCGUCGAACAACACGGGUAAUUUGUUGGCGUCGUGGAGAGAGUGGACGGGCAACGGGUCGAUUAGGGUUGAUAAGUUCUUUUUAGGCCUGCCGGCGGCCCGGGAGGCCGCCGGAGGAGGGUAUGUUCCGCCGGAGGUGUUGACCGGGAAAAUUUUGCCCGAGAUUAAACGUUCGUGCAAGUACGGUGGGGUGAUGUUGUGGUCGAAAUAUUGGGACGAGCGGAACGGUGAUUAUAGCAAGAAAAUUUUCAAGAGCGUUUGA